AUGCUCUCCGUGUCUAAACCCCUUCUCUCCCCGACCUCCCUUGCUGCCAUGGCUAUUCGGCUGCCGCCGACGCCGCAUGCACCAACCCACUACGCCCCGCCUCACAGGCGGACAUCGCCAUUCCGCCCCGUCAUGCGAGCGGCUCCUUCUUCUUCCACCGCCGCAACGGCCGUCUCAUUGCCGCCAUCUCCCAAGAAGGUUCUUGUGCCCAUUGCCAUGGGCACAGAGGAAAUGGAGGCAGUCAUCCUAGCCGGCGUCCUCAGGCGAGCAGGCGCUGACGUAACGCUGGCCUCUGUGGAGGACGGCCUCGAGAUUGAGGCUUCCUAUGGGACGCGCAUCAUCGCAGACAAGCCCAUUGCAGCGUGUGCAGACCAGGUGUUCGACCUUGUGGCUGUCCCGGGAGGAAUGCCUGGUUCAGUACGGCUGAGAGAUAACGAGAUCCUUCAGAGAAUUAUGGUUAGACAAGCUGAAGAGAAAAGAUUGUAUGGUGCUAUAUGUGCUGCACCAGCUGUUGUUCUCAUGCCCUGGGGUCUUCACAAGGGAAGAAAGAUCACCUGUCACCCGUCCUUCAUAGGAGAUCUUCCAACAUUCCGAGCUGUUGAGUCAAAUGUUCAGGUUUCAGGAGAGCUCACUACUAGUCGUGGUCCUGGGACAGCAUUUCAGUUUGCUUUAUCAUUUGUCGAGCAAUUGUUUGGGCCUCACGCUGUUGAAGAUGUGGACAGUACUUUGAUUGAUGCUGCUCUUGAAAGAAGUACAGAAGUCAACAGAGUUGAAUGGCCUUUUGAUCACAAACCUCAGGUUCUCAUUCCAAUUGCAAAUGGGUCUGAGGAGAUGGAGAUCAUAAUGUUGGUGGAUAUUUUAAGACGGGCAAACAUAAAUGUGGUGUUGGCAUCAGUUGACGAGUCCACAAAUAUUGUUGGGUCUCAAAGAAUGAAGAUUGUUGCUGAUAAAUGCAUAUUGGAUGCUUCUGAUUCAAAAUAUGAUCUAAUCAUUAUUCCUGGGGGACAUGCUGGAGCUGAGCGUCUUCACAGGUCUACCACUCUUAAAAAGCUACUCAAGGAACAGAAGCAAGCAAGCAGGAUGUAUGGUGGGAUCAGUUAUUCUCCAUUGAUAUUGCAGAAGCAAGGUUUACUCGAGGAUAAAACAGUGACUGCUCAUCCUUCCAUAGUCAAUCAGCUCACUUGCCAGGUUAUUGACGGUUCAAAGGUUGUGAUUGACGGAAAUUUGAUUACUGGGAAGGGACUCGGAACAGUCAUGGAUUUUUCCCUGGCCAUUGUAAGAAAAUUCUUUGGCCAUGGACGAGCGAAAAGUGUGGCAAAUGGAAUGGUUUUUGACUACCCCAAGAACAGAAACGCCUAG
Messenger RNA from Triticum turgidum subsp. durum (durum wheat), 1359 nucleotides. The record is from the annotation of a GenBank genome assembly. NCBI's taxonomy places the organism in Eukaryota, Viridiplantae, Streptophyta, Magnoliopsida, Poales, Poaceae.